Molecule: messenger RNA, 1927 nt
Organism: Paramacrobiotus metropolitanus
Lineage: Eukaryota; Metazoa; Tardigrada; Eutardigrada; Parachela; Macrobiotidae
Product: CD109 antigen-like
Exons: 4
Coding region: 1-1650 (549 amino acids)
Cellular component (GO): extracellular region
Source: RefSeq, a predicted model, not a curated record
AUGCCACAGGAGCAAAAUGUGACAGUCAACUUAACCCUUCUCAGUCCGGACGAUACACCAACAACCUUUUGCAAGAACACAAUUUCCAGGCCUAAUAAACCGAUUACAACAACAUUUACGAUCAUUCCGGAGCAUAUUGGCAAUUGGAAACUUGAAGUCACCGUUCAGUCCAAUGACGCCCUUCAUCAGUUGAAUGGGACCUUGCUCGUCAAGCCAGAAGGCGUCCUGCAGUUCUUUAGCCAACCCGUCUUGAUAGAUCUUCAUAAAUCCAAAACCUUUGAUACUGUCAUCCAGUUGCCUGCGGAUCCGGCUGAUAAGGUCGCCGGGUCAGAAAAAGUUUCCGUUCACGUCGCUGGCGACUUAUUGGGCGUGCCGACCCACAAACUGGAUCAACUGAUCAGACUGCCGUAUGAGGGUGGCGAACCGAACAUGGCAAUAUUAGCUACAAGUGCUGCAAUACUGAAGUAUGGGCAGACUACCAACAAAAUUUCCCCACAACAGGAAGUCAAUCUCGUAAGCAAAACCCAACUGGGUUUUCAGCGAGCGCUGACGUACCUUCACAGUGAUGGUUCAUUUAGUUUGUGGGGAAAAUCCGACAGAAAUGGUUCUACAUGGUUCACGGCUUAUGUCGCGAGAGUAUUUGCCGAAACCUUGGGGCUCCUUCCCAAAAGCAGCAGGAGAGUUCUUGGCAAAGCGAUUCAGUUUCUGAUCGGCCGGCAAAACGACGAUGGCUCCUUUCGCGAAAGCGGAAAAGUCGUGGACAACUAUGUCGAAGGCGGCGCUUACAAACACUGUACGUUAACAGCAUUCACGACUUUAUCCCUCAUAGAAUACACCAAGGUCGGAAAGGCUGACGACGCGAUGAUGCUGAAUGCUUCAACUGCGAUCCAGAAAGCUGUGACUUUUUUGGAGUCGCAGCUGGAGAGCUUAAAGGACGACCCGUACGCUUUAGCGAUCACAGCGUACGCAUUGGCGCGAGCUAACAGCUCAAAGAGUGAAGACGCACUGGCCGGUUUGGAGAAUUUAAUGGUCCAGCAUGCUUCGACUGUGCACUGGAAGACGCUGGAGUCAGUCGACGAUGAAGACGGAGGUCCCGGCUAUUCAUACUCUACUCACGCCCGAGAGGUGGAAGCCACAGCGUACGCGUUGCUGGCAUACAUGGCCAACGGAAACUGGAGCAUGCCGCUGAAAAUCGCCGCUUGGUUGAUUUCUAAGCAAAAUGCUCAAGGCGGAUUCUUUCCCCCAACGGACACCGCAAUUGCGCUCGCGGCUUUAGCCCAAUUUGCCCAAUCAUUCACCGCUGCUCCAUCGAUGCAGAUCGCCGUCACGGAUGGCAAUCAGAAGAGGGAUAUGACGAUCUUUCAGAAAUCAUCGAUAGAUGUCCAGUUCUUUGAAUUUGCACCGAAACCCAGGGAUAUCGCGAUUAAUGCCAGAGGAAGCGGGAUGGCUGUCGCUUACGUAAGCUGGACAUAUAACGUACUGCAACCGAUGGAGGGUUGGGUAUUUGACCUUAAUGCCACUUUAUCACAUGCCGGAUUCCCAAAGGCUAAACAUUUGACCAUUUGCGCUAGACACUGGAAAGAAGGUAGCAGCAGCAUGACGGUUGUGGAGGUCACCGGCCUGUCUGGUUAUCAGUUCGACGAAGUAUAAAUCAGGCAGCUUCCGCCAAGAAUUCCAUUAAUGCGGAACAGCGAGCUGGACAACAAACGCAGUCAGCUCACUUUGUUUUUUGACGAGAUAACGCCGACUGCCACCUGCUUCAAUUUGACGAUGUACCAAACUUACAAAGUGGAGCAUUUGAAGAAUCAAAGCGUAGGAUUUACGAUUAUUACAACCCAAAAGAUCGACGCACGGUUUUUUAUAACUCAUUGUUGAGUGGCACUGAAUGACUAAAAGAUGACCAACUCCUUAUAUUCUAAUUUUACUA